CGUUCUCCGUUUAAUCCGUUGUAAUUCCUGCGUUCCUUCAUAUUACGGAAAUCGUGAAAGAGGUGGAAAAAAACAGAAAUCGGAAGCUCGAAAGCAUUUCGAAAAUAUCCGCGUUUUUUUUUUCAUUUGAAGCUUAUACAAGUUCUCUCGCGGGACGAGCAGUCUUGCAUAAGAACGAAGUUUCGCGGGGAGCUCAUCAGCCGAUCAUAUAUGCGUUACGUUAGGAAAACGAGCAAAAUCAUUCAAUUGCAAUUUCGCACGUUCCUAUCGGAAAUUGGUACGCGAGAGUCGCGGGACUAAGCGCGAUCAGACUUAGAAUUGUCUAUAUUGCGCAUCCUCUCAGGUGAUUUGUUCCACGUCUUGAAAGAAACAAUCGAAAGAAAAUGCGACAACAUCUUCUCGUCCUGUUCCUUUUUUUGUCGGCAUCAUCCGCGGAGCAACGGCGUGUAAAAAGUGCCGAGGAGAAAUGUCACGCGGAUCAUCCCACCCUGCUUCACUAUUUCUCAUGGGCGGAUUACACGGUGCUCGGCAUGAUGCUGCUGGUCUCUUGUCUGAUCGGCACUUUUUACGGCUUCUUCUCCAAAAAACAGGAGACUAGCCAAGAUUUUCUGUUAGGUGGCUCCAGCAUGGGCACAAUCCCUAUGGCGAUGUCAUUAGCUGCCAGCUUCAUCACGGCCAUUGAACUCCUAGGGAAUCCCGCGGAGAUGUACGGACAGGGUACUCAAUUCUGGAUGACGUGCCUUUCUUUCAUAUUCGUGGUACCGAUCACCUCUCGUUUGUACCUGCCGGUGUUCAUAAAAUUAAGGCUGACAUCGAGUUAUGAAUAUUUACAAUUGCGCUUCGACCGAAAUUGCCGAUUACUCUCGAGCGCGUUGUAUAUGCUGCAAAUGGUAUUAUACACGUCAGUAGCUGUUUAUGCACCUGCAUUAGCGUUAAGUCACGUUACGGGCCUAAAUACUUACAUAGCCGUCACUCUAGUCUAUAUGGUCUGCAUUUUCUACGCCUCACAGGGUGGUAUGAAAGCCGUGAUAAUGACCGAUACUUUCCAAGCCGCCGUUCUUAUCGGCUCAUUAUUCCUCAUCAUGGGUUACGGAUUAUCCUGGGAGGGCGGAAUUACGAGCGUUUGGGAAAAGAAUGCAAAAUCCGGCCGGAUGGAAUUUUUUCAUAUGGAUCCUAGUCCUACAGUACGGCAUAGCUUCUGGAGUGUUGUGAUCGGUGGUACUUUUUACUGGACCACCAUGUUCUGCAGCAACCAGGCGUCCGUCCAAAAAUAUCUCAGUGUCGAGAAUAUCUCACAAGUAAGGAUAGCAUUGUGGGUGUCUGCAUUCAGUAUGAUCGUAAUUUAUAGCGUGAAUUUUCUGACUGGAAUGGUGCUGUAUAGCGCUUAUAAAGACUGUGAUCCUUUAAUAGCCGGAUAUAUAAGCGGCCAGGAUCAAAUACUUCCGUUGUAUGUGAUGAAUUUCUUGGGGGGACUUCAAGGAAUGCCCGGAUUCUUCGUAGCUGGUAUUUUCGCCGCGUCUCUCGGAACUGUGGCGAGUGCCUUAAACUCAUUAGCGGCGAUAACCUGCGAAGAUAUUCUUCGCGGACUCUUUCAAAUGGAUUUGCCGACAAGUAAAGGUGCCAUUUACGCCAGAUGGAUCAGCAUAUUUUUCGGAGUUCUCAGUUUCGCGCUGGUCUUCAUAGUCGAGCGUCUUGGUAGCGUCUUGCAGGUUGCGCUGUCUUUCAACGGCAUGGUUGGGGGGGUGACUCUAGGAUUAUUCUCCUUGGGUAUGUUUGUACCAUGGGCUAAUGCUAAAGGAGCAAUAGUAGGUGCCAUCACGAGUUUGGUAGUCGUCAUAUGGAUUGGAUUAGGUGCCCAAAUUGCGGCUGUAAACGGACAGAUUCAAUUGGAUAGCAAGCCUAUAUCGAUUGCAGGUUGUCCUUGCAUGAAUGAGACAACAAUUGUGCUCAAUCACAACUUCAAUGAUGAAGUUUCGUCUAUAUACAAGACCAGUUAUCUAUGGUACAGUGCAAUCGGUUGCAUGUUGACCAUGCUGGUAGGCCUGGCGGUGAGUUUUGCGACGGGCGCACAAAAUCCCGCCGAUAUUGAUCAGGACUUCCUGAGCCCGCCGAUCGCAGCCAUGUUCCGCAUACAGACGAAACCUUGCGCCUCCACGAAUGUGGUCCAAGGUAUCGCGAACUUCGGUCUCGAAAUGGAAGACGAAAAGCCUCGGCAAACGGAAGUUUGCAAGAAAUGAUCUUCUUGCGAGAGAUCAUCAAUGAAGAUCACAUGAACUGGGGGAACCCGAUAAAUAGAUAUCGAGCCCGCGAGGAAAGUAGUCUGGUUCUGCGAGCGAUUCAUCGAAUGGUCGAAAGGAACGAAUUGUCCAACAGGAUAUUUAUCCCUCGAGGGUCCGCCACUUCGGAAGGGCGUAAAAUCCGUUCUCAGACUGCGUCGACAAUAUUGCAGGGAUAUUUAGAGAAAAUUGUAGUCCUUUAGAGGUUUCUCUUACUCAUUCUGAGCUUGAAAAGAAUUGUUCAGAAUUCUACUGUUUUUCCGUGCCAGUAUUAGUUUCAAAAGAAUCAGAUAAUCAGAUAGCUAUAUCCAGUAAACAUCAAUUAACAGUAACAUUAUAUAACAAUAUUAUAAUACUCAAUAAUAUAAU
Messenger RNA from Acromyrmex echinatior (Panamanian leafcutter ant), 2645 nucleotides. RefSeq names its product sodium-coupled monocarboxylate transporter 2. Gene Ontology annotation, cellular component: membrane. Gene Ontology annotation, biological process: transmembrane transport; sodium ion transport. Lineage: Eukaryota; Metazoa; Arthropoda; Insecta; Hymenoptera; Formicidae. Gene Ontology annotation, molecular function: symporter activity. The record is from RefSeq and is a predicted model, not a curated record.